This is a messenger RNA of Actinia tenebrosa (Australian red waratah sea anemone), 1459 nucleotides long. RefSeq lists its product as uncharacterized. Gene Ontology annotation, molecular function: oligosaccharide binding. NCBI's taxonomy places the organism in Eukaryota, Metazoa, Cnidaria, Anthozoa, Actiniaria, Actiniidae. The record is from RefSeq and is a predicted model, not a curated record.
AUGAUAAAAGCAAAGCUUGUGUUUGUCUUUAUACUGUUCCUUCUCAAGCACAAAGUCACCUACGCUACGAUGUGGCAGACUCGAGGAUAUUCAGAGCUUGACGUGUACUUGCAAGGAUUCUCUCUUGAAUCCUCCAAGGUAGAAACAAUCUUUGAAUGUUAUAAAAAGUGUGAGGACAACAUACAUUGUGCAAGCAUCAACAUGAACCUGAYGAACAAGACAUGUGAACUGAAGUACUCUACCAAGACYAGACACCCAGAGAAGAUUGUUAGCCAACAAAACACCAUCUACAUGGAGAUACGAGAUGCUCUCGGGUUUUCUCCUCAUAACCCAAUAUUAUCCUGUAAAUGGUUCAAGAAUCUUGACAACCAGGUAAAAACAGGUGUUUAUUGGAUGAAGUUCAAUGAGCCAUCCUCUGCGCCAUUCCAAGUGUUCUGUGACAUGACCACCGAUGGAGGAGGCUGGACCCUUGUCUACAGYUACACAUUUACUCAGUACAGUGCGUUUACAUCAGCGUCAAACGCAGUUACCCCAAUACCAAACUGGCCUGUCAAUUGGUCCCCUAGUGGUUGGGUGCCUCAGUCUACGACAAYCCCGCUCAGCGAGUCUUCUCGUUCGGCCAUGAAAUUUGCUCUGUGGAAGAAGAUUGGUAAAGAGUUUCUCAUCAAGUCCAAUAUAACUAACUGGGUAGCCUGUGUAGAAGRAACSGGAAGUUUUGUGAACUGGGCGGCAGGAAGUGUGACCUGUAGAGUUGUCAAGGCCAUUACUUCACCUUGCACAACUGCCKCCCCAAACCAACUUAUUCUUYUUCCCUGUGGACCAUCAUUUAAAAAAGAUGAAAAAUUCCAAUUCCUUCUAGAAGGAAGUUCCASCCCAGACUGCUGGCCUGUCCAUGAUCCCUGUGGUACUGACCCCUCUUCAUCCAAUCACAAGACGAAUGUUGCUAACCCCAGUGGAGCGGUGUAUAUCCGAUAAAUCCUUAGGAACAAAAGCCAUGCCAGCGAUGUACGUCUUUCUUUUGACCAGUCAUAGCCUAUCUAACAACUCGUGAAUUUUAUGGAACCGCCAAUAUCACCGAACGUACACAAUCCCAAGAAAACUGUUCUUUUGAGUAAAGGUUUAUCGUUAAAAACUUUGAUUUACACGAGUCCCUUGACUCAGUUCCCUUUGUUAGUGUUCUUUGUUCCAUUCAUGUAUGAAUGUCAGAAGCAACGAGUUCGAAUAAAUACCCCCGUGCCAAUCUACCAAACCCAAGAACUCUACUAUAAACACUUAGAAUAAAACCAUCUAUUUUCCAGAGGAAGGACUACUCCCCUUUACGUGUACAAUUCCUUUUAUAACAAUAUAUGGAUAUAGUAAUACUUGUAAACCGUUUUAAUAGUGUUUAAUCAAAGCUGCACGUCCUAUUUUCUCUCCACGAACAAUUUUGUCAAAGAUAGAGGCAACUUGUAAAUAUACG